This is a messenger RNA of Salvia splendens (bonfire salvia), 2166 nucleotides long. Its product is annotated as pentatricopeptide repeat-containing protein At3g22670, mitochondrial. Lineage: Eukaryota; Viridiplantae; Streptophyta; Magnoliopsida; Lamiales; Lamiaceae. The record is from RefSeq and is a predicted model, not a curated record. The transcript has 2 exons. Gene Ontology annotation, molecular function: protein binding. Bases 267 to 1976 code for a protein of 569 amino acids.
UUAGAAUAAAAUUUGAUUUUUUUUUAUUUAAAUAAGUAUUAAUCUACUCCUAUUUCAUAUAUUUUUAAUGUUUUGAAUUGUUGGAUAUUUGGAAAAAGUGAGUACUCCAGUAGUUAAAAACUGUUUGAACACCGUUUCCAAACCUGGAUCCUCGCUCUCUCCCUCUAACCUCUUCGUCUCUUCGAAAUUUUAUUUUACUGUUUCGAGCAAUUAACUCUGCCAUCUCUUCCAUUGUUGGAGCAGAUUAGCAGAAGGAUCUCAGCAAAAUGUUAUCAAUAUCGAAGAUUUUCUACUCUUCGUGGCUGCGGCAGGCUUCGUUUUUAUUGAAGAAUAAUUACAGAGGAGAUUAUGCUCCUAAUGUAAAUGGAUUUAGCCCUACAUUUCUCAAUCGGCUUUGCACUGUUGCUGAUCCAAGGGUGGAUGAGUCGCCUGCGCUUCCCGAUUGGGUUAGAUUUUCUGGUGAGGAGCCGGAUGAGGCACGCGCUAAGAAGUCGAAGGAGGACGAUUUUGUGCCUCCCUCGGUAUCUUACUGGAUUGAAAAGCACCAGAUUCGUGCUCGAGAUGUUGAUGUGAAAAGCCUAGUUAAUGAUAUUGUUGAGACUGAUAUUGAUAAGGUGAGUGAGGUUAUGAAGAAUCAUCACCUCAAAUUCAAAUCCCCUGAUUCGGUUGUGAGAGCUCUGGAGGGUUGUGGUGUGAAUUUCUCCGAGGAUUUGGUGGAGCAAGUGCUGACGAGGUUCAGCUGCGACUGGAUUCCAGCGUUCGGAUUCUUUAAGUGGGCCGAGACGCACAAUGGGAGCGCUCAUUCGGCUCGUCUUUACAACUUGAUGGUCGACAAUUUGGGGAGGAUGAGGAAAUUCGAUGUUAUGUGGGAGCUGGUGGAAGAAAUGAAGAGCUUGGAAGGGUAUGUCACGUUGGACACGAUGACUAAUGUGGUGAGGCGUCUUGCAAGGGCCGGGAAGUAUGAUGAUGUAGUCGAGGCAUUCAAGAAGAUGGAGGUGUAUGGAGUGGAGAAAGACGUCACAGCCGUGAAUAUGGUGAUGGAUGCAUUGGUGAAGCAAGGAAGCGUCGAGCAUGCUGAACGAGUUCACCUCUACCAUACGGAUCGAAUCCCUCCUAAUUUGCGGACCUACAAUGUGUUGGUCCACGGAUGGUGUAAAACGAGGCAGAUGGAAAAGGCUAAGAAGACGAUUGCUGAGAUGCAGGAGCACGGGUUCUCCCCGGAUUCAGUCACCUACACUUGUGUGAUCGAGAGCUACUGUCGCGAGAGAGAUUUUCGCAAAGUUGAGGCCACGUUGGAGGAAAUGAAGGGGAAGGGUCAGCAACCUAGUGUGGUGACAUACACGGUUCUCAUGAGCGCGUUUUCAAAGGCGAAAGAAACGGAUAAGGCACUCCAGAUUUACGAGGAGAUGAAGCAGAGCGGGUGUUCCCCCGAUGCUGCCUUCUACGACGUCUUCAUCCAUGCGCUAAGCCGAGCAGGCAGGCUGAAGGACUCCGAUGCUGUCUUCGACGACAUGUCGAGGCAGGGAGUUUCUCCCAAGGUGGCGACGUACAACACGCUCAUCCUCAUCGCGGCUAACGGGUUGCAGGAGGAGAAGGCUCUCAACAUACUGAAGAGAAUGGAGGAGGAUAAGUGCAAGCCGGAUCGAACGACCUAUGCGCCGUUGUUGAAGAUGUGCUGCACAUUGAACAGAAUGAAGGUGCUCACCUUUCUGCUGAGCCACAUGUUCAAGAACGACGUCGGUAUGGAUCUUGGGACGUACUCGCUGUUGGUGAGCCGCCUCUGCAGGAACGGGAGGCUCGAUCGAGCUUGCAUCAUGUUCGAGGAGAUGGCGCGGAAGGGGUUCGUGCCCAUGGAUUGCACGUAUAAGCUUCUUGUUAAAGGGCUCGAGAGGAAAGGAAUGCUCCAAGAGAAGCAACGAGUUGAACAAAUUAUUAGUGGCCUGAAUAUUGGAAAUGUGUCGCAUGAAAAUUACUAAAUUAUUUGUUGCUUAUUUUCUAUACAGCGUUACAAAAUAUGAACAAGCAUAGGGUAUCACUUGACAACGUCUGCUCAAAAUCAUUGGUUUCGUCAAUUAUAAUCUUAUUAGUUUUAUUUAGGGGAGAAAUGUUUUGUAAACAUUAGUCAUCGUUACCAUUAUUUGUUUUGUUUUUAUACAUUCAUAUUUA